Fukomys damarensis (Damara mole-rat) is the source of this 3577-nucleotide messenger RNA. RefSeq names its product G protein-coupled receptor 4 (gene Gpr4). The transcript is spliced from 3 exons. Bases 296 to 1384 code for a protein of 362 amino acids. Gene Ontology annotation, molecular function: G protein-coupled receptor activity. NCBI's taxonomy places the organism in Eukaryota, Metazoa, Chordata, Mammalia, Rodentia, Bathyergidae. The record is from RefSeq and is a predicted model, not a curated record. Gene Ontology annotation, cellular component: membrane. Gene Ontology annotation, biological process: G protein-coupled receptor signaling pathway.
GAGGACCGAGAACAGAGCCAGAGGCCCUGCAAGUUCAGCUUUGUCCGUGAUUGAGAGCUGGGACCGUGUCAUUCCAACCCCACCAGGACGGAACCGGAACCCCUCCCCUCGGCUACUCCCCUCCUGCCCCUAACGCCGCCCGAGCGCUCACCUUGAUCUCCUCUUUCCUUCCGCGGGGCUGUCAUGCUCCCCUGCGCCUCCGAGGAGGGGGCUCAGGGGGCCCGAUGGCCUCCCGCCCCUCACGGCCCGGCAGCCCCGGUGCGGGGGAAGAGCCCAGGAAGCCGCAGUGCCCAGGAUGGGCAACCGCUCGUGGGAGGGCUGCCACGUGGACUCGCGCGUGGACCACCUCUUCCCGCCGUCCCUCUACAUCUUCGUCAUCGGCAUGGGGCUGCCCACCAACUGCCUGGCUCUGUGGGCCGCCUACCGCCAGGUGCGGCAGCACAACGAGCUGGGCGUCUACCUGAUGAACCUGAGCGUAGCCGACCUGCUGUACAUCUGCACGCUGCCGCUCUGGGUCGACUACUUCCUGCACCACGACAACUGGAUCCACGGGCCGGGGUCCUGCAAGCUCUUCGGCUUCAUCUUCUACACCAACAUCUACAUCAGCAUCGCCUUCCUGUGCUGCAUCUCCGUGGACCGCUACCUGGCCGUGGCGCACCCGCUGCGCUUCGUGCGCCUGCGCCGCGUCAAGACGGCCGUGGCCGUGAGCUCCGUGGUCUGGGCCACCGAGCUGGGCGCCAACUCGGCGCCGCUGUUCCACGACGAGCUCUUUCGAGACCGAUACAACCACACCUUCUGCUUCGAGAAGUUCCCCAUGGAGGGCUGGGUGGCCUGGAUGAACCUCUACCGCGUCUUCGUGGGCUUCCUCUUCCCCUGGGCGCUCAUGCUACUGUGCUACCGCGGCAUCCUGCGGGCCGUGCGCAGCAGUGUGUCCACCGAGCGCCAGGAGAAGGCCAAGAUCAAGCGGCUGGCGCUGAGCCUCAUCACCAUCGUGCUGGUCUGCUUCGCGCCCUACCACGUGCUGCUGCUCUCGCGCAGCGCCGUCUACCUGGGCCGCCCCUGGGACUGCGGCUUCGAGGAGCGCAUCUUCUCCGCCUACCACAGCUCGCUGGCCUUCACCAGCCUCAACUGCGUCGCCGACCCCAUCCUCUACUGCCUGGUCAACGAGGGCGCCCGCAGCGACGUGGCCAAGGCCCUGCAUAACCUGCUCCGCUUCCUGGCCAGCGACAAGCCCCAGGAGAUGGCCAACGCGUCCCUUACCCUGGAGACCCCGCUCACCUCCAAGAGGAGCAGCGUGGCCAAGGGCCAGCCGGGCGGCUGGGUGGCAGCCGUGCCCUCCCAGGGCGACCAGGUGCCGCUCAAGGUGCUGCUGCCUGCACAGUGAGCCCCACGUUCAAAUCUCGGCCGGGCCCUCUUCCCCAGGUCUGCUGUCUGCGGACUAGGAAACAGGCCGUGCUGACGCUCAUGAGAAUGUAACAGGAAGAGUGUAUGGCUGAUGGGUCGUUGUCACCCACCUCCUCCGCGUGACCCCUCACAGUUGUCUCACCCCCCAACCCUGAGCUGGUCAGUGCUAGUGAUACAGUGGCCCGUGGACCCCAGGCCCUGCUACUGUUCUGGGGUCACAGAGGGCUUCCUGGAGGACCGGAGGAGUUGAUGAGGUCAAAUAUCUGGUUUCCAAAGGGUGAAGACACCAAGAAAGGGUUAUUUCCAACAGGGGAGUAGGAGCUGUGACUCCAGUGCAGGUGGGAGGAGAAAAUCAGAGCGUUUGCCCUUGGGGCAUCCCUGGGGGAGAGGGUACCAGACAGACGGGUUCUGAGAGUCUCUAUCCGCAAUGUUCUCUGAGUAGGCACUGAGGAAGAGGACAGAGAGUGUGGGAAAGAAAGUGAAAAGCAAUCAGAGCAGACUGCCUGCAGGAGGCGUGGGUGGAGGAGGCUCAGGACAAGGGGAGAAAUUUCAUCCAUCCAUUCAUUCAUUCACUUGAGAUUUGCGCCCAGCCUGUGUCGAUAGAAGCUCAGGAUACAGCAACAGACACGACAGCCCUGGCCCCAUUCAUGGGGGUUCAGGGACAGCAAAUGAAAAAGUAAAUCUAAGCUGGGCACGGUGGGAUUAUACCUGAGGCCUCAGCUAUAUACCUGAGGCAGGAAGACGGCAAAUUCCGGGCCAGCCUGGGCUACGCAGCAAGACCCUGUCUCAAAAAUCAAGGAUAACAAUAAAAAAUAAAUACAACGUUUGGAAUUGAUACAUUGAAGUGGAAAAGACAGAGCUGGUGGAGGAGACAGAAUGUGACUGGGAGCCUAAGCUAGAUGAGAAAGAUCGGGGAGGGUUCACGGCAGUGCUUAGAGCAAGGAUCUCAAGGGGCGAUGUGGUCAUCCCUGUAGCUACUGUGGGAAAAGCAUUCGAGGGAGCGAGAACAGCAAGUGCAAAGGCCCUGGGUUAAAAAAAAAAAACUCCAAAGUUUGAGGGACCAGUGGUACAGCAUGUGGCUGGAGCACAGGUCGGCAGGGCAAGAGGAAUGGGACAGCGGCCACAGGCAGAUGGUGUGAGACUGCUUGUCUUGGUAAGGAUUUGCCUUUUACUCAGAUAAACAGGAGCCACAGGGAGGCUCUGAGCAGUCAACUGAAGUGAUCUGACUUCCGUGUUAAUGGGAUCCUGCUGGCUGCGGAGCAGGAGCGGAAGGCAGGAGGUAAAGGCAGAAGCCAGGGACCUGGUGAGGUGGUGAGUGCCAAAAUUUAGGCUGGACAUGCGGGUGCCCGACCCGGUGGAAGUGGAGGACCAGGCGGGGCAGUGGUCAGCGCUUGACUUUAUUCUGCAGGAAUGCAUUGAUGGAAGCAGCCCAGGGCCUGUGGGAUUGUGUAACAUGAGCCCCUCGUCCUCUUCUGGGAAGAGGGUGCUGGGGGACCUGGGCAGAAAGGGCCUCUGGGAGUGAUGUCAGCUGCAGUGGAAGGCGGCGAGGGGUCCAAGGACUCAGGGCCGGUGAGUCAGUGCUGGGCCAUGCUGGGCUCGCUCGCCCCUCCCCACUCCGGCAUCUGUUCCCACGCCCCAGGGUCGCCAAGGCGGCUGUCCUGGCUGGUGGUGUCCCUGUCUGUCCACCCCCUCCCCCAGCCUCAAGGUCACCAGGGCUGGAGAAGAGGAAGCACCCGCCCUGCCAGCCCUCAGCCCUCCUGGAGCAGGGGUGGAUGCAGGCUCCUGAGCUGAGAUGUGAAGAUCCUCCGCCUCCGUCCUGCCCUAGAAGUUCCCAGAAGAGCUUCCUGGAAACGCUUCUCGGAGAAAGGAAGAGGCGGGAAGAGGGGAAUGGGAAAGCAAUGCACUUCGUGAGAAAAAUGACUUUGUGGCGAAGGGGUGAGGUGGCACGGAGGGCAGGGAGCCCGAGGUGCAGGAGGUGGGGUUUGUGUGUUGCGGGGUAAAGAAGCAGAGAGGCUUAGGAUCUGGGCGGUCGGCCCCCUCCUCCCACCACCUUGAGCUGCUGAACAUAGCCCCCUCCCACCAAAUGCUCCUUUCUGUCCAGUCAGUAAAUAUUUAUUGAGCAUCUACUGUGUGCCUGGCACUAUUGUAAGAGCUCAGGAAACAGCAGUACAGA